This is a messenger RNA of Octodon degus (degu), 3499 nucleotides long. RefSeq names its product calpain 7 (gene Capn7). Lineage: Eukaryota; Metazoa; Chordata; Mammalia; Rodentia; Octodontidae. The record is from RefSeq and is a predicted model, not a curated record. Gene Ontology annotation, biological process: proteolysis. Gene Ontology annotation, molecular function: calcium-dependent cysteine-type endopeptidase activity. The coding region runs from base 231 to 2456 and encodes 741 amino acids. The transcript is spliced from 19 exons.
GGCCGGGGACGCCGAGCGCGGCGGCGUCGGGGUCUGUGAGCCGCGACUGUGCGGAAGAUGCGCGGCGUCGCGGCAGGCCGGGCCCGGGGAGGCCGCCUCUUUUCCCUCCACCGCCGAAAGUAAACUUUCUUGGUUGGCCCUCGGCGCUCCCGACCCGCGCCGCGGGUCCUCGGCCGCGCAGAGCGGUCCUGCGUCAGGACCCGUCUCCCCCGGCGCGGGGCCUCGAAGCCAUGGACGCGACAGCGCUGGAGCGGGACGCCGUGCAGUUCGCCCGGCUCGCUGUGCAGCGCGACCACGAAGGCCGCUACUCCGAGGCCGUGUUUUACUACAAGGAAGCAGCACAAGCCUUAAUUUACGCUGAGAUGGCAGGAUCAAGCCUAGAACAUAUUCAAGAGAAAAUAAAUGAGUAUCUGGAAAGAGUUCAAGCUCUGCAUUCUGCAGUUCAGUCAAAGAGUGCUGGUCCUUUGAAAUCAAAACAUCAGCUAGACUUGGAGCGUGCUCAUUUCCUUGUUACACAAGCUUUUGAUGAAGAUGAAAAACAGAAUAUUGAAGAAGCUAUAGAAUUGUAUACGGAAGCUGUGGAUCUCUGUCUGAAAACUUCUUCUGAAACUGCUGAUAAAACCCUGCAAAAUAAACUGAAACAGUUGGCUCGACAGGCACUAGAUAGAGCAGAAGCAUUGAGUGAGCCUUUGACAAAGCCACUCUACAAAGUCAAGUCAAAUAUUAAACCAAAGCCACCUCCAGUGAAAACACAUUUUCCAUUAGGAGCUAAUUCCUUCCCUGAAAAACCUCCGCCGUUUGUGAGUCCACAGUCAUAUGAUGCACAGGGACAGAGGUACACAGCAGAAGAAAUAGAAGUGCUCAGGACAACAUCAAAAAUAAAUGGUAUAGAAUAUGUUCCUUUCAUGAGUGUUGAUCUGAGGGAACGUUUUGCUUAUCCAAUGCCUUUCUGCAUAAUUUAUCCUCAGAAUAAGGAUGGUGAACCAGAGUACAAUCCAUGUGGAAAGUAUAUGGUAAAACUUCACCUCAAUGGAGUCCCCAGAAAGGUGAUAAUCGAUGACCAAUUACCUGUUGAUCAUAAGGGAGAACUGCUGUGUUCUUAUUCCAACAAUAAAAGUGAAUUAUGGGUAUCUCUCAUAGAAAAAGCAUACAUGAAGGUUAUGGGAGGCUAUGAUUUCCCAGGAUCCAAUUCAAAUAUUGAUCUUCAUGCCUUGACUGGGUGGAUACCAGAAAGGAUUGCAAUGCAUUCAGAUAGCCAGACUUUCAGUAAGGAUAAUUCUUUCAGAAUGCUUUAUCAACGAUUUCACAAAGGGGAUGUCCUCAUCACUGCAUCAACUGGAAUGAUGACGGAAGCUGAAGGAGAGAAGUGGGGCCUGGUUCCUACACAUGCUUACGCCGUUUUGGAUAUUAGAGAGUUUAAGGGACUACGUUUUAUCCAGUUGAAAAAUCCUUGGAGCCAUUUACGUUGGAAAGGAAGAUAUAGUGAAAAUGAUGUAAAAAACUGGACUCCAGAGUUACAAAAAUAUUUAAACUUUGAUCCCCGAACAGCUCAGAAAAUAGAUAAUGGAAUAUUUUGGAUUUCCUGGGAUGAUCUCUGUCAGUAUUAUGAUGUGAUUUAUUUGAGCUGGAAUCCAGGUCUUUUUAAAGAAUCGACAUGUAUUCACAGUACUUGGGAUGCUAAGCAAGGACCUGUGAAAGAUGCCUAUAGCCUGGCCAACAACCCCCAGUACAAACUGGAGGUGCAGUGUCCACAAGGGGGCGCUGCAGUUUGGGUUUUGCUUAGUAGACACAUAACGGACAAGGAUGAUUUUGCAAACAAUCGAGAAUUUAUCACAAUGGUUGUAUACAAGACUGAUGGAAAAAAGGUCUAUUACCCAGCUGACCCGCCUCCAUACAUUGAUGGAAUUCGAAUUAACAGCCCGCAUUAUUUGACUAAGAUAAAGCUGACCACGCCUGGGACCCACACCUUUACAUUAGUGGUUUCUCAGUAUGAAAAACAGAACACAAUCCAUUACACAGUGCGGGUGUAUUCUGCAUGCAGCUUUACUUUUUCAAAGAUUCCUUCACCAUAUACCUUAUCAAAACGGAUCAAUGGGAAGUGGAGCGGUCAGAGUGCUGGAGGAUGUGGGAAUUUCCAGGAAACUCACAAAAAUAACCCCAUCUACCAAUUUCAUAUAGAGAAGACGGGGCCUUUACUCAUCGAGCUGAGAGGACCAAGGCAAUACAGCGUUGGAUUUGAGGUUGUAACCGUUUCUUUGGUGGGAGAUCCUGUUCCCCAUGGCUUUCAGAGGAAAUCUAGUGGUGAUUACAGGUGUGGAUUUUGCUACCUGGAAUUAGAAAACAUACCAUCUGGCAUCUUUAAUAUCAUUCCCAGUACUUUUUUGCCUAAACAAGAAGGACCUUUUUUCUUGGACUUUAACAGCGUUAUCCCCAUCAAGACAACACAACUUCAGUGACGGAGAAGUCAGUAACUGGAGUUAGACUUACCAAGCAUCAGCUCUUCAAUGAGGAUACGAUCUUGAGGAAAAUAAAUAGAACAGUCAGAACAGAGGUUUCCAGAUGUGUUAUACUGCUACCUGGUGCUUGUGAUGGUGUUUGGUAAGAAUUGUAUACAGUCGGAAUUACCUUCUUCACCUACAAGUACUGUUUACAUGGUUUUGUGUAUAGAGUUGGCUUGCCUUUUGGAGCCACUUUGUAUAAAAAUAUAUAUGAUUAAAAAAUCAAACUCAGUCAUCACUGUGAGAUGCCUUUGCUCAGAGGACAAGGCUGAGAUCAGAUGAGGGAGGUAGACUCUGAAUGAAAUGGCAGACUAUUUUAAUAUCCUGAAGUAAUUAAUUUUCGCUUAUUUUUAGAAAGCAUGUUGUUAGUUAAAUCUGUUUGUGUUGAGUCCCUCUGUAUAUCUUGGGCAACUGAUUACCAAAUGAAUCAUGUCACUGUAAUUGUUGCAUUAUUUAUGACUUUCAAUGUUUAUUGCCCAGGUGUUAUAAAAGUAAAGCUUUAAUUAGUACUGAUUAGCUUAGCAUGAAGAUGCUCAGGCUUGAGAAUAAAGGUCACUGAGUUAGAGCUCAUCUCCCAUUGAAGCGUAGUGAGAGUUGAGGUGUAUUCAUGGCUGCAGUCUUUUUUAUCAGGUUGAUGAAAGUAGUAAUCUGAGGUACUAAAGACAUUACAAUUUAAUUUGUAUAGUCUUUUGAAAUCACUCUGUAGUUCAGUGCUCUUGUGGUAACAGUGCAUUGAAGAACUUGAAAAUUUAGUCUGUGGUGAUGGGUUAUACGGCAUUCAGAAAAGGUGAGUUGCCAAGAAUUGGGGUUGUGUCAAUUCCUAGCUGUUUACAUAAAAAUCCAUCCAAACAGAAUGCUUGAGAUUUUGAAGGUCUGAAAAUUAAUAGGGUGGGAUUUUUCAUUGUCUCUACUUUAUAAUUAUCAAAACCUCUUAUUUUGUAUUUCUGCUGCCUUUAAUUGAAUAAAGCAUUUAUACUGAUGGAAAAUGCAGUUUAAUGUUA